Messenger RNA from Pungitius pungitius (ninespine stickleback), 2665 nucleotides. It is a transcript of the gene il12rb2l, whose product is annotated as interleukin 12 receptor, beta 2a, like. The coding region runs from base 152 to 2290 and encodes 712 amino acids. The record is from RefSeq and is a predicted model, not a curated record. The transcript is spliced from 15 exons. Lineage: Eukaryota; Metazoa; Chordata; Actinopteri; Perciformes; Gasterosteidae. Gene Ontology annotation, molecular function: protein binding.
CAACCAGUAAAAGAGUCUGGCUCGUUCUCCACAGCAGACUUAUUUAUUAACAAAACUACUCGGAAACCCUGUCAUUGUUGCGCAGAAGAAUGCACGACGGCCUACCCGGGGUGUCUCUCCACGAGGCACUGGAGGCCGGGGUCCAGAUGUAAUGGCCACACUUUGGUCAAGGUGGCUUCCAUCCAUCUUGCUGGUCAUCGUGCCAAAUUGUUUUGCUCCAGCUCCUCCUGCGGUCCCAUCGCCUCCCCAGUGCUAUAUCCCGUGUGGUGAGAAAGACUAUUGUGCAGAUAUACACUGCAGUUUGAAUCCAAGGCCGGACCCUGAGCUCAACACAACCUACAGCCUGCACUGGGCGCAAGCAAAUAGCACGGAGGAGCAUGUGCUCUAUGGCACCACUUUUUUUUGGAUUAUCGAUCGGGAAAACUUCAACCGAGGGGAGCUCCAUGUUUGGGUCCAGGCUAAGGACGAGCACGGUUCUGCCAAAUCUAAGAAUGCCUCAUUCGACACGAAUAACAUCAACAAGCUGCCGCCUCCUAAACUCUCAUCAGUCAGCCAUCAGGAGUCUUUAGAGAUUUCCUGGACCUUCUCCUGUGACGAGCACCAGCUCCCUUUUGGCGAUUGUGACGUCCGAUAUCGGACCGAGGCAGACAUAGUGUGGACUGAGUCUGAGAAUGUCCUCAAUCUCGGCUAUGCGGUUGAAAGUCCUCAGGCCAGCACGCUCUACAAAUUUCAAGUCCGCUGCUCCUGUGAGAAGGGCUUGAAGAGCGACUGGAGUGAAAUCCAUCCAGUACGAAGCAAAGAGGAGGCCCCAGAGGGAGAGCUGGACGUGUGGAGGGACUGUGGGACAUCCCAGAAGAGCUGUGACUGCGUUGUGACGUGGAAGGAGCUUCCUAAAGCUCAAGCCCGCGGGGACAUUCAGGGGUACGAGGUCAGACUGUCUUAUAACGGCGACCCGGUGCAGCGGAAUUUGUCCACGGCUGUGGCCUGUGAGAAGAAGAUCUGCCACUUCAACUCCUCUCUGAGGAACGUGUCCUCUGUCAGCGUGUCGGCCUACAACACAUGCGGUGCCACCUCGGCCUCCUAUCUGGCUCUGCCAACACCAGGCUGCGAUUGGGUAAAAAAUAGUCAAAGGAAACACACAAGCGAGCCGGCUCUUCACCUGGAGAUGAAUGAAGAGAACCUCACUGUGUCCUGGGAGCCUCCCUCUCAGGGCUCAGACCACCUGAAGGAACACGUGGUGGAGUACAAACAAGCAGGAUGUCCUCCUGGCCAAGGAUUAGAUUGGAUCAAAGUGAAAAAAGGCCUAAGGACAGGAAUCAUUGAAGGUGCGUUUAAGAAAUACACAGCCUACCAAGUGUCACUGUUUACUGUAUCAAACAGCAAUAAAGUCCAUCAUCUUUCGUCAGUCAUUGGAUACUCAUUUCAAGGACCCCCGCCUAGUGUGCCGUCAUUUAAGGUGACCUCCAUCGCUGCCACUCAUGUGAUCCUGUUCUGGGAGUCUAUUCCCCUCCACAGGCAGCGAGGGGAGAUCCUGUACUACCAGCUAAUAGUAGAGAGUGGAGCCGACAGACAGAAUGUGUUCAACGUGAGUGUGUUGCCGCAGCAGAAAAACCAGACGUUCAAGCUGCCGGGUCUGAGUCCCGGGCAGGACUACGAGGUUCGGAUACGAGCCGUGACGCCAGCCGGCCCCGGAACCAACGAGAUGGCAAAGUUCAAAACGAAGCACCACGAACACAUUGAGCACAUAAUACCAGUUGUGUUUGGAAUCUUUUUCCUGGCCCUGACGGGCAUUUGCAUUUGUUUUGCUUUUUACGGUGCUUCUCGUGGAGAAAACAAAACAUGGUGUCUCGGUGUUUCUCUGACAAAAGUCCCGGACGCCCGCAACAGCCAAAUUUUCCGACACAUGAAGCACCAGAUGAACGACUCCUUCCCUUGGAUCUGCAUUCCCCUCCACGAGCCACACCCCAAGAUCUCUCUGCUGGAGGUUGUGGAAGUCCAGCCAUGGGCUUCCGUGGAGAAGAUCUCCAACACCGACAGGUCGACUAAGCUAGCGCCCAAAAGCGGGUGCUCAAGGGCGGACUGCCGAGAUGAUCAGAGGGAGGAAGCUGGGCCAGAGGAGAGCCACAGAUAUGGAAGAGAGGAGUACAGCCAAAUGGUUGACUCGGAUGAGGAGAGGGACGGGGAGGAGGAGGACAGGGCGGAUGGUUGGAGCUCAUCAGAAGAAGAAUGGUCGGCGUCGGGCUACGAGAAGCACUUCAUGCCCACUGCUUUGGAAGUGCAGGAAGUUUGAUGUUUCUCAAUGUCGGCUCACUGACAUUCCUCUGAGAAAUGUGUUGUUAUUUUUUAAUGUUCUUUUAAAUGUGCAGAAAAUGUUCAGAGUGGUACUAUCCCCUCUUUGCAGGAUCCAGAGGGAGACUCUGUGUUUGGAGAGAUCUAUUUUCUAAGGCUUAAUUCAUUGGGCUUCAUUCGUCACUUGUUCUUUUCACCGCAUUGUGUUUAUUGAGUUUUUUUCUUACUUUUUCUUCUUCGGCUACUACCUACUUUGGGCCUGAAAAUUGAAAUGUCAGAUUUUGUAAAUAUUGUCGCACAUAAAAAUGUAUGUUUUGAUAAGUUGAAUGUACAUUUGUGCAUCUGUCAUAUAUAUAUAAAUUAGUUUUUAAUAAGG